CAAUUCUCGUAAAUAUUAAAUAAUUGAAAAAUGAAUGUUCUAAUUUAAUUUCUAAUUCAAAAUUAAAUUAAUUUCACUAUCCAUAGACAACGUAUUAUUUUGUGACAGUGAACCUUAAGAUAUUAUGUAUGAUAAUUUAAUUCAUUUUUAUUGUCAUGUAUAACUAUUUAAAACGUAUGUCAUUGUUACUCAAGAAUCAUCUUGCAAUAGCGUUGAACAUGUUGAUAGUCGGUUCUUUUUAUCUUUGCAUUAAAUUCCAUUUAAAUUAAUCAAAUUUAUUGAUGAGUAUUUAAAUUUCAUUAUUAGUUUUUUUUUAACAUUCAAUUUUUUUAAGUGUUACUGUUGUUCAACAUUUUGAUUUAAAGUUCAACCAUAAAUGCUCAUUUGUUUGCAUAGGUAAACUAAUUUUUGAUAUUUAGAAUGUAUGAUUCUGUAAAAAAAUUUGUUUCACGACACAAACGUAAAUUAAUAAUCAGUAGUGCGUUAUUUUGUAGUACUGCGUAUGUAGUUUACACUAUCAAAAAAAAAUUAGCCGAAAAAAAAGAUAAAGAAAGUCGAGAAUAUCUAGAACGAACUAGACGUCAACAGCAUUACGAAGCCACAGAAAACACUUCAAACCGUAUGAUAACUGAAUUUGUUAAACAACUUCAUGUUAAAUAUUUUUCAAAAAAUUUACGCAUUGAAAAUAUCAUUGAUAAAUUGAAGAAACAAAAUGAUUUGGCACUUUGGGAAGAGAUGAGAAUAUGCGUUUUUACUAGAGCAUGCUUGCUCGUUUAUGCUGAAACUAUGUUGGUAAUAACAUUAAAAAUUCAACUCAAUUUGCUUGGAGGUCUUGUGUACAAAAGUCUAUCACAAGAUUCACCUCCAAUAUGUUCAAAAACUCAAGAAGAAUAUUUGUUACAUUUUAGUUAUUUUAUUGAAGAUGGUAUUCAACGUUUAGAAGAAUAUUUACAUAACAAAGUUAUUAAGUAUGUACAGCAAGUUCCUAUCCAAGAACAAUAUAAUCUACAAGAAUUGGAAAAACUGUUUUUUCUAAUUCAAACUGAAAUUGCAAGUGAUACAGAUAGUCCUUUUCGAUGUAUAGAUACAUACAUGUUACAUCAAAUGCCACAAGUACGAGAAGCCCUAUUACAAGACAUGGUGAAUGAAACACGGGAACUAUUAAAAAACGAAGAAAUCAUUUCAGUAGCUCGUUAUUGCUCAAGUCAUAGUUUUAAUAAAUUAAUGGAUGCUAUUACUAUUAAUACACCUAAUCGAUCUGUAAAUCUACCUACUACUGUCAAAAUGCCAUUUGCUAAGUGGUUACCAAUUGUUGAUCGAUCAACUAAAGUAACGGAAAACGGAGACUGUAGCUUAAAACAAAAUGUUCACUUGGAUGGAAAAAUCAAAGUGCUCAGUGCAAAUGUGUAUGAAGCAUUUUGUUCUGCAUAAUUUUAUUUAAAGGUUUUUGUUUUUCUUAUUAAAUAUGUUAUUUUAUGACCUUGUUUUGUAACUCGUAUACUCAUAAAUUAUAUAGGUAAUGGGUACCUAUGUAUUUUAUUUACUCAAUUUAUGUUUAAACUUACAAAUGUUAAAUUAUUACAACCAUAAGUAUUUUUGGGAAAUUUGGGAAUUAUUAUAAUGUAAUAACAUUAAUUUAAAAAAUAUAUAUUUUGAAAUAUUGCCAUGUUUUAUAAAAUUUAACUAAGAUCUAUUUACCUGUUAUGUAUGAUAUUAUACUGCAAUAAAAACAUAUUGAGUUUCAUUUA
This is a messenger RNA of Aphis gossypii (cotton aphid), 1748 nucleotides long. RefSeq names its product peroxisomal biogenesis factor 3 (gene Pex3). NCBI's taxonomy places the organism in Eukaryota, Metazoa, Arthropoda, Insecta, Hemiptera, Aphididae. The record is from RefSeq and is a predicted model, not a curated record. Gene Ontology annotation, molecular function: protein-macromolecule adaptor activity. Gene Ontology annotation, biological process: protein import into peroxisome membrane. The coding region runs from base 421 to 1431 and encodes 336 amino acids. Gene Ontology annotation, cellular component: peroxisomal membrane. The transcript has a single exon.